Molecule: messenger RNA, 707 nt
Organism: Pistacia vera
Lineage: Eukaryota; Viridiplantae; Streptophyta; Magnoliopsida; Sapindales; Anacardiaceae
Product: peptidyl-prolyl cis-trans isomerase CYP18-2
Exons: 6
Coding region: 77-571 (164 amino acids)
Biological process (GO): protein folding; protein peptidyl-prolyl isomerization
Cellular component (GO): catalytic step 2 spliceosome
Molecular function (GO): peptidyl-prolyl cis-trans isomerase activity
Source: RefSeq, a predicted model, not a curated record
CAGAAUAAAUUUUCCCUCACUCAGUCACUCGUCUUUUGACUCAACUGCAUUCUCAACUUAAUUUUGAAGCAAGAAGAUGUGGGGAAAUGCCGAAGGUGACACACCGGAGGUCACUCUAGAGACCUCCACGGGUUCUUUCACUGUUGAGCUAUACUACAAACAUGCACCAAGAACUUGCAGGAACUUCAUUGAACUAUCUCGUAGAGGCUAUUACGAUAACACCAAAUUUCACAGAAUUAUCAAGGAUUUUAUCGUGCAAGGUGGAGAUCCAACUGGGACUGGAAGAGGAGGAGAGUCCAUAUACGGCCGUAAGUUUGAAGAUGAAAUAAAACCAGAGUUAAAGCAUACAGGAGCUGGUAUUUUAUCCAUGGCAAAUGCUGGUCCGAAUACCAACGGAAGCCAGUUCUUUAUAACUUUGGCACCGGCUGCACAUCUUGAUGGAAAGCACACUAUAUUUGGAAGAGUAUGUAGGGGAAUGGAAGUGAUCAAAAGACUCGGCAGUGUCCAGACUGAUAAAGAUGAUAGGCCCAUCCAUGAUGUGAAGAUACUUAGGACCUCUGUUAAAGAUUGAUGCCUUGUAGGUGUCGUGUUAUCCUUUUUUUAAUGGUUCCAAAAUGCUGUAACCUCUGAUUUCAGAUUUACCAAAUAUAUUAUGGAAGGAAAAGUAUGACAUUUGAAGAAUAUAGAUGAUAGAUCCUUGUUUUUAA